Molecule: messenger RNA, 2927 nt
Organism: Electrophorus electricus (electric eel)
Lineage: Eukaryota; Metazoa; Chordata; Actinopteri; Gymnotiformes; Gymnotidae
Gene: twnk
Product: twinkle mtDNA helicase
Biological process (GO): mitochondrial DNA replication
Cellular component (GO): mitochondrion
Molecular function (GO): 5'-3' DNA helicase activity; ATP binding; single-stranded DNA binding
Source: RefSeq, a predicted model, not a curated record
ACGCAGACACGAAGGUUGUUGGCGGGUGAAAAAUUUUCAACAUUAAAGAUAAAUGUUUUGUCUGACCACGCACUCUUGUACAAUAUUUUAGCUGGUUAUCUUUUUGGCGUGGUUCCGCUAUUGACAGAUCCGCGGUUUGGGUAAAACGUAAUGCUAUUUACGUUUUCUGGCUUUUUUGAAAGCUGGCACGUGUUCCUUUGCGAGGAUCCUUAUUUAGUUAGCGUAGCUAGCUGGCUAGCUUGUGUAAGCAUUAAACAAUUGUUUAUUAUGCUAGUGUUAAAAGACAGUGAAGUGGGAGAUUUUUUUUAAAAUUUUGUAGAUCUGUUGCCUUGAAUUAGCGGUAGAUGUGGACAAGACAUUCCCAGAUGGUUUCAGCCUGUCUCUCAAGGGCAGGCUGCAUUUUCAGACAUGCUCAGUUUUCUGGACAGAGACAUCUUUCCUACCUUAAGGUGCAAAACUGCUCCAUCUUGCGAUAUUUUGUGCGGAACCACUCUUGGUAUCACCUCCGUGGAAGAUCAAGGCCUACGGUUUUGUUGGAUUUUAGCAGAACAUUAAAAAGGGAUACAAAAUCUACGAUAGAACCUUCUGUCCAUUGCAUCACAGUAACCGACAUCAAGCAGUAUUUACGGUCCAAGGCUAUUCCCUUCCAUGAUGGCUUUAGCUGCUUACAUGCUCCCAGUAUUUUUGUGGGACCAAAAUCAGAUGUACUUGAAGGAGGUGGGAAAGAAAGCUACUCUAUGUUCAUUGACAAAACUACUGGGCAGUUUCUUUGUAAGGACACCCUAGUAGAAGGGAGCUGGGAAGACUUGCAGGACUGCUUGGAGGUGAUGCAGAAAGAAGGGCAGACCUCAAUCAGUCCUGAUGUGCUGCUGGUCUACUCUGAGAGCCUGGAGGAGCAGGAGGAGAAAGAGACGGAACUGAAGGAGGUUGGGAGGAUUUGGAAUGGCUCUCUGGCUCUCUCAGAUCUCUUUGAGGAAGAGGUGCAGCUUGUUAAAACCAUGUUCCAGAUCAGUAAGCUCACCAACACAACCCUGAAUAAGUUUGGAGUGAGAUACUUUAAGCCCACCAAAAGCCUGGUGUUUCCCUGGUUUAGUUUUGGAGGCGAAAGCAUUCGUGGCAUAAAACUGCUGUCUGCUGCCGUUAAAGAAAAUGGGAAGGUUAUCUACACGGAAGCUACUGUUCCAAAGUCAGCCAGCUACCACAACCUUUUUGGGCUCCAUUUAGUGGGGCAUAAAGAUGCAGAGGUGGUUCUCACAGGAAGUGAAGUUGACAGCAUGGCGGUGAGUCAGGUGACAGGUCUACCCACGGUGGCCUUGCCGCGGGGGGUCAGCUGCCUGCCCCCGGUGCUUCUUCCCUACCUGGAACAGUUCAGGAAGGUCACGUUGUGGCUGGGAGGGGAUAUGCGAUCUUGGGAGGCGUCAAAAAUCUUUUCAAGGAAACUGGGCCUGAAGCGUUGCUCUCUCAUACGGCCAGGGGAACUGCAACCAUGCCCCAGUGAGGCACUGAUCCAUGGUAGGAACCUUGCUCGUAUUAUUAAGGCCUCCAUCCCUGCUGCACACAAGUCUAUAGUGUCCUUCAAGCAGCUCAGAGAUGAUGUGUAUGGAGAGCUGAUCAACAUGGAGCAGGUAGCUGGGAUAAAGUGGGCCCGUUUUCCUGAACUAAACCGAAUCCUGAAAGGCCAUCGGAAUGGAGAACUGACCGUAUUCACAGGGCCCACUGGCAGUGGGAAAACCACUUUCAUCAGUGAAUAUGCCCUUGAUCUGUGUAUGCAAGGAGUGAACACACUAUGGGGCAGCUUUGAGAUCAAGAAUGUGCGUUUGGCUAAGAUCAUGCUCACCCAGUUCUCUAUGCAAAGAUUGGAGGAAAACCUAGAGCAGUAUGAUUCCUGGGCAGACAAGUUUGAAGAGCUUCCACUCUACUUUAUGACCUUCCACGGUCAGCAGAAUGUUAAGACAGUGCUGGACGCCAUGCAGCAUGCUGUUUACCUCUAUGACAUCAGUCACGUGAUCAUCGACAACCUGCAGUUUAUGAUGGGACAGGAGAAUCUGUCUGUGGACAAGUUGGCUGUACAAGACCACAUUAUUGGAGCUUUCAGGAAGUUUGCAACCCACAAUAGCUGUCAUGUGACCCUCAUCAUCCACCCUAGGAAAGAGGAAGAUGACAAAGAGCUACAGACAGCAUCCAUAUUUGGUACAGCAAAGGCCAGUCAGGAGGCUGAUAAUGUGCUCAUCCUUCAGGAGAAGAAGCUUGUGACGUGUCCAGGCCGCAGAUCCCUGCAGGUCGCCAAGAACCGCUUUGAUGGGGACGUGGGGAUCUUCCCACUGGAGUUCAACAAGACCUCGCUUACCUUUUCUGCCCCACUGAGGAGCAAGCAAAAACUACGCAAGGUCAAAAUGGAUAACCCAGAGCAAACAGAGGAGACUGAAGUCCAGGACGAAACUAGGAAAGCCCUAAAGCCUACCAGGGCUCCCAAAGGUCCCAGGACUGGGAAGGGUUCAGUAGCUGGAAAGAGUGAAAUAAAUGAAGAGGGAAAGAAACGGUAGUGAAAAGAAUAAAAUUGAUGGGACUCAUUUAGUAAAACUUUGGCGUUGGUUGUUUCUGAAGAAGCCUUUAAGAUUCUAACCUGUAAUGGGUACUAUAAUGUUUUCAGAAUACCGACAAAGCUCAUAAUUCAAAUACAUUUAUAUACGGCUGUAACGCAGCAAAAUGGUCUUGGCAAGAGAUUGAUCAUGUAAAUGAGGGGAAACGACUCUUAACACCUUACCCUGCAGAGUCCAGAUUCUUAUUCGUCAUUCUCGUAACUACAUAUUUUUAAAAUAAGUUUCAAUAUAAUUAUCGAUUAAUUCACAGAAGUACUGAAUAUGUCGUAAAAUUAAUAAUUAAAUAAUAAACCUUGAGUAAAAUUAAGCGCUAGUAAAGUGACCUCA